Messenger RNA from Drosophila takahashii, 404 nucleotides. NCBI's taxonomy places the organism in Eukaryota, Metazoa, Arthropoda, Insecta, Diptera, Drosophilidae. The record is from RefSeq and is a predicted model, not a curated record.
GCAUAAGUUGUUCGUUUGCGAUCAGGGAAGGUUCUUGUGGCGAAAUGGAUCUCCAGCGUGUCCUGGAAAAGUGUGGAAACUUUGGUCCAUACCAAAUCCUGCUGUUGGGUCUCUAUGGGUACACAAAUAUAGUAUCCUCGCUGCACUACUUUUCACAGACACUUAUUAGUUUUACGCCUUCGCACAGUUGCUCUGCACCAAAAGAAAACUUCCAACCGAAUUCGACUUCACUGUUGGCCUGCAGUGUCAUUCAAUACGAUGAAGAUCUGUCCUCUUUUCGGGACUACAAGUGCAACUCAUGGGAUUUCGAAAGGGAAAGCAACUACGAGAGCGUUACUACAGAGGUAAGUCUCAGCCCAAAAGUAGAAAAGGCAUUUGGUAUCUAAACACUGAUGUCUGAAAUA